GUUCUGCCCACUGCCUUAUCAAGGUGUUUGUAUUUAGUGGCCAUCGCUCUGCAGUUGUUUGAAUCACUCGCUUUUUAUUUUCGUUGAUUCAUUGGUUUCUCUUGAAUUGUGAAACAUGAGCACAUGGAAUGUUGAAUACUUGAAGCCCACCCUGUUAACUCCUGUUCCAUCGGAUAUUGCUAUUUCGAGAGCUCAACCACCAAAGGACAUCGAAAAGGUAGCUGGGGAAAUUGGAAUCAAACAAGAAGAGCUUGACCUUUAUGGACGCAAGAAGGCAAAGGUUUCUCUUGACAUUUUGGAUAGACUGAGCGAGGUUAAAAAUGGAAAGUACGUUGUAGUUGCUGGUAUUACGCCAACACCUCUUGGAGAAGGAAAAUCCACAACGACAAUCGGACUAGUUCAAGCUCUCGGAGCUCAUCUUCACAAAAAGGUGUUCGCAUGUGUACGCCAGCCAUCGCAAGGACCAACGUUUGGAAUUAAAGGAGGAGCUGCUGGAGGAGGAUACUCUCAGGUUAUUCCGAUGGAGGAGUUCAAUCUUCAUUUGACAGGAGAUAUCCAUGCAAUUACUGCAGCCAAUAAUCUUCUUGCUGCUGCAAUCGAUGCUAGAAUGUUCCAUGAGUCAACCCAAGCAACUGAUGCACUAUUCAACAGAUUGGCACCAAAGAACAAGAAGGGAGUCCGCCCACUUUCGGAGAUCCAACUUCGUCGCCUCGACCGUCUUGGAAUCCCACGUGUAGAUGAUGCUGAAAAUCUUAGCGAAGAGCAGAGAGUUAGCUUUGCUCGUCUCAACAUAGAUCCUGCAACUAUCACCUGGAACCGUGUGAUGGAUACGAACGAUAGAUUCUUAAGAAAGAUUGAAAUUGGAAUGGGACCGAAUGAGAAGGGACACACCCGAACUACUCAGUUUGAUAUUACUGUUGCUAGUGAGCUCAUGGCGAUUCUUGCGUUGACAACUUCUCUCGCUGAUAUGCAAGAAAGAAUUGCACGAAUUGUGAUCGGAUCCGACAAGGCUGGCAAUCCAGUAACCGCUGAUGAUAUUGGAGUAACUGGGGCUUUGACAGUUCUUAUGCGAGACACCGUUCGCCCAAACCUGAUGCAAACUUUGGAGGGUACUCCGGUUUUUGUCCAUGCCGGACCCUUCGCUAAUAUUGCACAUGGACAAAGCAGUAUUCUUGCUGACAAGGUUGCUUUGAAACUUGCCGGACCCGACGGAUUUGUGAUCACUGAAGCUGGAUUCGGAGCCGAUAUCGGAAUGGAGAAGUUCUUCAACAUCAAGUGCCGUUACUCGGGACUUCAGCCAUCAGCAGUUGUCCUUGUAGCAACUGUAAGAGCUCUUAAGAUGCAUGGAGGUGGUCCAUCUGUUGUAGCAGGAGCUCCACUGAAACACGAAUACCUUGACGAAAACAUUCCACUUGUUGAAGGAGGAUGCGAUUCAAAUCUUAGAAAGCAGAUUGAGAAUGCAAACAAAUUUGGAAUCCCUGUUGUUGUCUGCGUGAACAAGUUCGCAACCGAUACCGACAAGGAGUUGGAACUUGUUUGCUCCAAGGCCAAGGAAUACGGAGCAUUUGAUGCAGUGGUUUCCGAACACUGGUCACAAGGAGGCGCUGGUGCGGUUGCUCUCGCCAAUUCUCUGGUCAAUGCUACAACUGGACAUCCAAAGCAAUUCAAAUUCCUUUACAACCUGGAUUUGUCAUUGGAAGACAAGAUCGCUACUAUCGCCAAAGAAAUCUAUGGUGCUGAUGGCAUUGAACUAUCUGACGAGGCCAAACAGAAAUUGGAAAGAUACACAAGACAGGGAUUCUCGAAGUUGCCAAUUUGUAUGGCAAAAACUCAUUUGUCCCUUUCAUCAGACCCAACAAAGAAGGGUGCUCCAACUGGUUUCACACUUCCGAUUCGCGACGUGCGUGCAUCCGUUGGAGCUGGAUUCAUUUACCCAUUGGUUGGUGAAAUGACCACAAUGCCAGGACUCAACACUCGUCCGUGCUUCUACGACAUCACCAUUGACCCAGUCACUGAGAUCAUUGAUGGGCUAUUCUAAACAAUGCUUUCAUACUUCUUUCUACAGAUUAUUUGUGAUAUGCGUAACAUUGUGAUUUUAUAUAAGAAUUUAAUACUGAAAUUGUAAAUAAAAAGAGUAUAUAAGAGCAUAUUUUUUGAAGACCAAUAAAAUUGAAUUAAAAAAAA
Molecule: messenger RNA, 2184 nt
Organism: Caenorhabditis elegans
Lineage: Eukaryota; Metazoa; Nematoda; Chromadorea; Rhabditida; Rhabditidae
Gene: K07E3.4
Product: formate--tetrahydrofolate ligase
Exons: 6
Coding region: 116-2038 (640 amino acids)
Biological process (GO): tetrahydrofolate interconversion
Molecular function (GO): ATP binding; methylenetetrahydrofolate dehydrogenase (NADP+) activity; methenyltetrahydrofolate cyclohydrolase activity
Source: RefSeq, marked reviewed